This is a messenger RNA of Linum trigynum, 966 nucleotides long. NCBI's taxonomy places the organism in Eukaryota, Viridiplantae, Streptophyta, Magnoliopsida, Malpighiales, Linaceae. The record is from the annotation of a GenBank genome assembly.
AUGAAGAGGCAAGAGGAAAUUGUUACUUUUAAGCAGGCAAAUGAUGAGAGUCUGACCGAGGCAUGGGAGCGCUACAAGGGGUUGUUGAUGAGAUUCCCAAGUCAUGGUCUUGAGGAUUGGAACGUGAUCAUUAUUUUCUUCAAUGGAAUCAAAAGGGAGUUCCGGGGUGCCCUUAAUAAUGCUUCGCGGAAUGGUUUCACAAGCAUGGAGGCACCAGCAGCAUAUGAUCUAGUAGAGAAGAUAUGUUCAGAAGCCACUGAAUGGGGUAGUGAGAGCAGUAUUCGAAGAGGAGGAGGCUUGCAUGAGGUUGAUAGAGCUACAAGUCUAAAAGCCAAGAUAGAUGCCAAGUUAGACUCUAAGUUCGAUGCACUCGAACGAAUGUUGGCCAAGAUUGCUCUGGGUAGACAAGAGGAGGUUGCUUUAUGUGAACUUUGCGAGGGUGCUCAUCAUAGGGAUAUGUGUCCACUGGGAGCUGCUCAGUUGGAAGAUGUCCAGUAUAUCAAUAAUUUGCGAAGUCAAGGCCAUGGUGGUAUGUAUUCAAAUACAUACAACCCUCAAUGGAGACAUAACCCCAAUAUGUUAUGGUCAAACAAUAAUCUAGCUAGUGUUCGAAACAUCCCACCUCCCGGUUUCCAGCAACAACAACCUCAAUCAGAGAAGAAGCCCCAGUUAGAGGAGUUGAUUUUGGCUCAUAUGCAGAAAACAGAAAAUAAUUUCAAGGGUCUAUAUCAAUUUGUCACUCAACAUCUGGCUAUCAACAACAACGUGCAAUCAUCUCUGCUAGCUAUGGAGAGGCAAAUAGGCCAAAUGGCUCAAACUUUGGCAGAUAUUCAAGGUAGGAUUCCGGGGACUUUACCAGCAAAUACCGAGAGGAAUCCAAAGGAUGCCAUGGUUGUAGCUGUCACAUUGAGGAGUGGAAAGGCCUUGGAGGAUCCAGAGAGUUCAAGGAAGUCAACAAAAUCAUAA